GGCCCUAGAAAUUGCUUAGCUAACUUCAGCAGAGCGACUGUCCUGUGUUGUCUCCUUCCAUUUCCCCCCGACGCCUUUCUCCUAGAACUGGGGUUUGUUUCCCCCCCUUGAUUCUUUAUAUGGAACACUCGACCGCUCAGCAGCAAGAAAGAGAAAACCAGGAAUCGGAGGAAGAAAGGAAACCAUGGGGAGAAGUAACAGCAGCUUCUUUCCAAGAUCCUAAGCUCGGGCUCGCGGAACCCGCGGAGUCGGAGCAGGGGCCUGACACUGGACCCCAGCGCCGGAGCAGCCCGCCUCGGAGUCCGCAGUCUGCAGGCAGCACACCUCCGGGGGACCUCCCAGGAACAGGUGCGUCAUCUCCCCCUUCGCCCCCUGAGGGGUCCUCUUCCGCUCCUCCUCUGGCUCUGUCCACGCGGGACCUUGCGGCACCACGGCCGUCGGACAAGACCGCCAGAGUGAUUCCUGAAGCCGAGCCGCCUCGCUCUGACCAUUUGAAACAGUCACCUGAUAAAGGAGAACCAACUCAUCAAACAGGCCGAUCAAAGGGGAACGCCUUUCCACCGUUUCAGGAAACAAAUGGUCGCUUGUCUGAACCGAGGGAUGUGAGCUGUAACGACCCGAAACAAAAGGAGCGGAGAUUUGACAUUUUUCGGGAGGGAGACUCCAACAGCAGCUCUGAUCUGGACGAGGCCGAGCCUGAAGCGGCCCCCAGCGCGCUUGAGACUGCCCUGCAGAGUGCCAAGGCUUACCUCCUCCAGACCAGCAGCAAGUCGGGCUUAAAUCUAUAUGAUCACCUCUCUAAUAUGCUGACCCAGAUCUUAGAUGAGCGUCCUGAAAAUGCUGUGGACAUCAUUGAAAAUAUUAGCCAGGAUGUGAAGAAGGCACAUUUUAGUAAGAAAUUAGAUACACUCCAAAAUGAAAAUGAGAUGCUUCCAACAUAUGAAAUAGCAGAGAAGCAAAAAGCUCUUUUUCUUCACGGAAAUUUGGAAGGAGCUGACCAAGAACUGGAAGAUGAAAUAGCAGAAAACUCUCUUCCCAAUGUAAUGGAGUCAGCAUUUUAUUUUGAACAAGCUGGAGUUGGUUUGGGCACAGAUGAGACUUAUCGCAUAUUUCUUGCCCUCAAGCAGCUUACUGACACUCACCCAAUCCAAAGAUGCCGUUUUUGGGGCAAGAUCUUGGGCCUGGAAAUGAAUUACAUUGUGGCUGAAGUGGAAUUUCGUGAGGGGGAAGAUGAUGAAGAGGUGGAAGAGGAAGAUGUAACUGAAGAGAGAGACACUGGAGAGAGUGAAGCUGAGGAAGAUGAUGAACUGCCAAGAUCCUUUUACAAGGCUCCACAGGCUAUACCAAAAGAAGAAAGCAGAACAGGUGCCAACAAAUAUGUCUAUUUUGUUUGCAAUGAGCCAGGCAGUCCAUGGGUGAAGUUACCGUCAGUCACACCCACACAAAUUGUCAUCGCAAGACAAAUCAAGAAGUUUUUCACUGGGCGAUUGGAAACUCCCAUCAUAAGCUACCCACCUUUCCCAGGAAACGAGAGUAAUUACUUACGAGCACAAAUUGCCCGAAUUUCAGCAGGGACCCACGUCAGCCCUCUGGGUUUCUAUCAGUUCAGUGAAGAGGAAGGAGAGGAGGAAGAAGCCGCAGAAGCUGGGCGGGAUAGUUUUGAAGAAAACCCUGAUUUUGAAGGCCUCCAAGUGACUGAACUGGUGGAAUCGCUGUCUAGUUGGGUCCAUCAUGCACAACAUAUUCUUCCUCAGAGAUCCAGAAUAUACCGCCUUGGACAACACGACUGUGUUCAAGUCUCGUUCCUCAAUAUGCUGUUGCUGUCCUCAGGUCCAACCUUUGGCCUGGAGCGUAUGCGUUUUGCAAUGGCAAAAAGUUUGAAAAUCUCUACAUAGGCUGGGGUCAUAAAUACAGUCCAGACAGCUAUACACCCCCAGUUCCACCAGCAGUUUGUGAAGAAUACCCCAGUGGACCUGAAAUUACAGAAACGGAU
This is a messenger RNA of Pteronotus mesoamericanus, 1993 nucleotides long. RefSeq names its product radial spoke head component 4A (gene RSPH4A). NCBI's taxonomy places the organism in Eukaryota, Metazoa, Chordata, Mammalia, Chiroptera, Mormoopidae. The record is from RefSeq and is a predicted model, not a curated record. Gene Ontology annotation, biological process: axoneme assembly; cilium movement involved in cell motility; cilium assembly. Gene Ontology annotation, cellular component: axoneme; radial spoke. Bases 120 to 1895 code for a protein of 591 amino acids. The transcript has 5 exons.